CAAAAUUAAAGACCUGAACAGAGUAACCGUCAUAUAUUUUGUUGUGAACAAGCAAGAAACAGGCGUACAUUAUAGCUUUAAAGACCUACGUAAGUAUAAAAGUUUGCGCACUAAAGAUGUAGUAGUAAUGGACUUCAACGGGAAAACCUUGAGAGAACAAAUAUGGACAAUCGGGACUGUUCCGAAACAGAUAAACGACAGUGCUCUACAACAUCUUAAUGAGAGAAUAGAGUCGCAUAAAAUAAAACUGGGGGAAUGGUCUGUCAAUGUCUUCUUUGAUGACAGUUUGGUAGUUGUCCAACAACUAAUAGGAGAGUUAAAAGAAAACAUUUCAAGCUCGAUUAAUUUUCAAGAGCCACAGCCUGUUGAACAAUUGGAAAAUAAAACGUUAACACCGACCUUGGUUAUUGCUACCGGAGAUGUUAAUGUCUGUCAGGAAAAACUUAAAGAAAAAGACUGUAAGACAGUUAUACUUUUGAACAUAAUUGAACAAGAAGCUAUGGUAUCUGCUAAGAAUGACGAUCAAGCAUUGAACAUUUGGAGGGUAAUGCAUCAGCAUGGAAACUUUUAUUUUAAAAUUGAUUUCAAGAAAAAGUUUGAAAGCUUUGUACGCAUAAACACCAGUUUCAGUUAAAAGGUUUCACCCGUUUAAAGAGAAAUGUUUUGUCUUUAAUAUCUAUCAAAUAUAACGAUAAUAGAUUAUUGCAAUCAAAAUAGGAAGCAAACAUCGCUGCAAUGUUUCCCCGUUAGUUAUAACUGUAUUGUUUGCAACUUUAUAUCAUGGAUGUAACUUGAAAAUUGAUUUUUUACAAAAGGCAUAGUUUUCGAUACUGUAUCAGAUCGUUUUUGUGUAUAUUCACGGGCUUAUUUGAUAUAAUCACAUUUGGUUUUGUGUGAAAUUCAGAAGUACUAGAAAAUAUUUCCUACUUGGCAAGAAAUGUUGACAUUCAAAUUGGUAAUGAUAUUCAUCUCCGAUCCAUUUUACUCAUGAAAUACAAAAUCUAGAAUUAUAUCUAUUGCAUAACAGGUUUUGUUUCAAUCUUGUGAUUUCUGUGUCUUAAUUUUUGUCGCAAACUUAAAUUUUGAUGGCGUUUUCAUUAGUAUUUAUCAAACUUGAUUUCGCUUUUGAACAUUUUAUAAAUUUGACAUUUACUUGAAUUGUUUAAAAAUAAAUACAGCUUUUACAUAAUAGUAGCUGAAAACCAUGUGUGGUAAACAAAGCCUUGAUAAUAUGUUGUGAAAUAUAUUUUGAUAUGUUUCAUCCAUUCCAACGCGUAAUGGCAGAGGAUUUACUUGCUUUACAACGAUUUUGCAAGAACUAGAACAUAUUCAAUUGUACCAUUUUUUCUACGAUAAAUUAGCAUCUGCCAGUGAACAUGCUGAAAAUUGCAAGGCUUUAUAUUUCUCAUCGAUUUGUGUAAAUUCAUUGAUUCUUAUUAGUCAUUUUUAGGGAUUCUUAUUAAUCAUUUUAGGACUGUAUUAGUAUUUAAGUCAUCUCAUACUACAAAUUGAAGAACAAAGUAUAUAGUUUUCAUAAUUUUAUUUAUCAUAUCACUUUAUGUAUAACCAAGAAAAAAAACUUUAAAACUUUGUAAAAUGUAAUUCCUUUUAUUGUCACUGAUUCUAAAAUUGAAUUCAUUUUUCUUUAACAGUUUAUUCUAGCACUUUUCGUUUCGUUCUCACUGUUCAACAAUGUGCUACAGCAUAUAUACCGUCUAAUACAAAAUUUUAAAUCGGUUCAAAAAUACAUAAAUGUUUGUAUUGUUUAAAACUGAUUUUGAGAAAAUUCCCUGAGUUUUAUUUAUUAUAGGCAUUGGCAAAAGGAGGGUUUUGUUGUACGAAAUAUACUAAUAUAAAAAUUUGCAAUACAUACAAUUUACUUAUUUUUUUUAUAAAUCAUUUUAGUUUACUAUUAAUUGUCAUUGAUUAUAACCUGAUGACCUACUUUUGUAAUUUGUGCAACACUGAUAAUGU
This is a messenger RNA of Ruditapes philippinarum (Manila clam), 1974 nucleotides long. RefSeq lists its product as uncharacterized. The record is from RefSeq and is a predicted model, not a curated record. Bases 128 to 634 code for a protein of 168 amino acids. The transcript is spliced from 3 exons. NCBI's taxonomy places the organism in Eukaryota, Metazoa, Mollusca, Bivalvia, Venerida, Veneridae.